CCCUCCCGCAGACCGCGGGCACCAGCGCACCGAAGCUGCGGGCCCUGGCCGCCGAGGCAGCAUGGCCCGGCCCGUGCAACUGGCGCCAGGUUCCUUGGCGCUGGUGCUGUGCAGGCUGGAGGCGCAGGAGGAGGCGGAGGGUGCGGAGGAGCCUGGCGGGCGCGCUGUGUUCCGCGCCUUCCGAAGAGCCAACGCGCGCUGCUUCUGGAACUCGCGGCUGGCGCGCGCCGCCUCGCGGCUGGCCUUCCAGGGCUGGCUGCGGCGCGGGGUGCUGCUGGUGCACGCGCCUCCCGCCAGCCUGCAGGUGCUGCGCGACGCCUGGUGUCGCCGGGCCCUGCGCCCGCCGCGGGGCUUUCGCAUCCUGGCGGUGGGUGAUGUCUUUCCAGUGCAAAUGAAUCCAAUAGCUCAAUCUCAGUUUAUACCUUUGGCUGAAGUUCUCUGCUGUGCUAUAUCUGAUAUGAAUGCUAAUCAGAUUGUAGUAACACAAGAAUCACUGUUGGAACAUUUGAUGAAACAUUACCCAGGCAUUGCAAUUCCAUCUCGAGAUAUUCUUUAUACCACUCUGGGAACUCUCAUUAAAGAACGGAAGAUUUAUCAUACUGGAGAAGGAUACUUCAUAGUUACUCCUCAGACUUACUUCAUCACAAAUACAACCCCCCAAGAAAACAAGAGAGUUCUGUCAGAUGAAAAUUCCCAGAUGCCAACUUCCAUUACAUAUCUGGUGAACAUGGGCAGCUGUGCAGAGUUAGCCAGAGAAAAUGCAGCCCUCGUUUCCCAUUGCCAUUCUUGCCGGUGUUUCCUCGAUGCAUGCGCUCAGGAUGUCCAGCAGUCACCAGCUGCUGCAGAAGUAACUAGCAAAGGGCAGAAAGGGCUUGUGGAAUCCAAAUCUUUGGUGCACAACCAAGCAGUUUCAGUGUCUGAGGAGAAUCACGUCUGUGAGAGUAUCAAACCUUUGCCACACACAAAAGACAGAGAAAAAGCCAAGAAGUUUGGCUUUAACCUCUUCUGGCGCAAUAUAUCCAGAAAGGAGAAGUCCAGAAUAGCGCACAGCAGUUUCUCUGCCCAGUUCCCACCAGAAGAAUGGCCCGUCCGAGAUGAAGAUAACAUGGACAAUAUCCCUCGAGACAUUGAACAUGAGAUAAUCAAACGAAUUAAUCCCAUUCUAACUGUUGACAACUUAAUCAAACAUACUGUCCUAAUGCAAAAGGAUGAAGAACAAAAGAAAAAUAAUAGCCAGGGUACAUCCACUGAUAUGCCGACACUGAGACAUAAGUAUUCUUCAGAAGUGGGAGUUAAGAAAAGGCAGGGCUGGUCUGUAAAACCUCGAAGGCAGGGCCAUUCGCAUAGGGACAGACACAAAGCCAGGGGUCAGGGAAGUGGGCCUCAGCCGGGAAAUGUUAGACUAGAGAAACACCCCAAGCUCCCUGCUACACAGCCUACCUCCAAUAUUGAAAGCCCAAAUGAAGCAGUACUUCAGAAACCACUUGGUGAGAAUCCUUCAGCACUAGGUCCCCAUUUGAUUUACAAAAAGCGAAUCAGUAAUCCUUUCCAGGGUUUGGCUCCCCGAGGGAGCCCAAUAACCAAAGUGCACAGCAUCCAGAAGACCAGUGACUUGGAACCCAGUCAGACUGGACCAAAGGGAAAGCCUUUCGAAAGGUCAAGGUCUUUGGUUUCCUCAAGAAUCUUUGAGAGUGAAGCCAAACAGCUAUAUGGUGAACAGUGUAAUGAUAUACUGAGAGAAGGAUCCACUUAUGUGAAUCACUCUACUGUCAAAUCUAUCAGCGAUGAUUUUAGAGACCACCUCUUAAAUUACUCUCAAUGUAAUGUUUUACAAAAUGGUAGUAAAUGCUGCUCCUUCAGGGAAAGCAUGUUGAGAUGCGAUGUGUAUGGCGGAGAAAAUGAGGCGAUCCCUGAAGUCUCAAGGAAGAGUUAUUCUCAUUUUGACACAUUAGAAGAGACAGAAGAAACACAGCAUGUCCUGCCAUCUGGAAGGUCCUCUUCUUUAGACCAAGCAUCCUCUGCUUGUAGAUUAGUUGACAAUACAAUAUACCAGUUCCAAAAUCUUGGUCUUUUGGAUUACCCAAUUGGUGCAAAACAUUUGAGACAAACUGAGAGACAAGACCGAGACUCUAAAGAAACUCUGAUGGGAAAGACAUGUGUCCAAGAAGCACAGACUGUGUGUCUAGAAAAUGAAGGGCUUUCUGAUGAUGACCAGGCCUUGUAUCAGAAUGAAGUGGAAGGUGAAGAUGGGGCCUGCAGUUCACUCUAUCUGGAUGAGGAUGACUUUUCUGAGAAUGAUGACUUAAUUCAAAUGCUGCCUGACCACAUUCAGUUUUCCUUUCCAGAGGGAAACAAGUGGAAUCACUUAGGAAAACAGAAGGUGACUGGAAGGUCUCUGACUGAGUAUGACAGCAACAUACGGAGGUUUGAGCCUCAGGUGCUUAAAGGAAAUGAACAUUACAAGCUCACUAACCCUGGUGAAAGCCAAAAACCCAACCUUUCUGCUGAAAACUGUAUCCUCAAUUUAGGAAUCCAGUCUGGUUUUAACUAUGAGGAGGAACCCAGUGUAGCUGAACAUGGACAGGCCUCAGUGCCUGACGGUGGAAGUCUAUUUGAUUACUGCAACACAGGGAAAGCCACUUCUGAGGCCGAAGCCCUACAAGGCUCCGUUGAUGACACAGGAGAGAAACCAGUUAGCUGGAGUCAAAGUGCUCAGAGUCAGGAAAUGAGAAAACAGUUCACACACAAGGUGGAACUCUUCAACACUUCACAUAUGCCAGUGUUGGCUCAGGAUGUCCAACCUGAACACAGUCACUUGGAAGGAACAGAAAAUCAGAGCCUGACAGGAGAUAGUGGAAUAGAUUCUCCACGGACACAGAGUCUGGCAUCUAAUAAUUCAGUCAUUUUGGAUGGACUAAAAAGAAGACAAAAUUUACUGCAGAACUUCGAAGGCACAAAGAGCAGUCAAACACUUACAUCCAGUUCCUUACUACAACUAACUCCAGUGAUAAAUGUUUAAUUCUUAUUGUUUUUGAAACUCUUGUAAAAAUGUACAGCAUUAAUAUAUAGUGUUUUAAUCAACUGAAUUUGUAAGAAUUCUCUAAAGCCAAACAUAUAUGUUAUUAAUCUCAUUACAUAUUUUGUUGUAGUUAGCUGGCUUUUUUCCUUUUUGGACAUUGAUUUUUUUGAAGCUUAUUAUAAAUUUAUUGGGGACAUAUAGUUUACAAACAUGGAAUAAUUGCUCUCCUAAUAAAAUGUAAUUAACUUGACUAUCAGAAGACAUUUAUUAGUUUUUCAAAUACAUAAGAUGCUAAUUUACUACCCAGUAGUGAAUUUCUGUACUCACAUCAAUGCUGAGUGUUUAUGGUAAGUGGAUCUCACCAGAUUUCAACACUUAACUCUAGAAAAUAGUGUUUUAGGUGCAUAGAUACUUUGUUUGCAACUAAAGCCUUUUAUCAUCAGCAAGAAUUUAUAUAAAUGUACUGGGUACUGGUACUUUGCAACAAGAAUUCCUUCUAUCCAAUCAUUGCUGCCAAGGAUAUUCUUUGUGACCAGCUUUAACAUGAGGAAAUGGCUGUACACUGUAAUUGAAUGACAAUAUCCGAAAUACCUGUGGCAGCAGGCAUAUGGCUCAACUGUUUCUCUGGCUUCUCCCCAUGUUUGAGGCUCUCCAUAAAAUGGCUUUGAGAAGUCAGGAUGUUCUCAGUGGUGGAGAUAGAAGGGAAGCAGGAUGGCUUGUGAGUAAAAGGGAGAUUCUGAAUUAAGAGAUUUAGAGAAAAGAUGGAAGAUGGCUGAUAGAUAAUUUUCUACAUUUGAUCCUUUUUUUCAUCAUAUAAGACCUACAUAGCCUCGCCAGAAUUUUUUCUGUCAGGUCUUUUCAGACCAAGUAGUAGAAGUCAGUUCUUUUGGGUUUAGGAAACACAUGGAGAAGUCAAGACUGGUUUCAGCAUGUUUGGUAGAUAGUAAUACUGACUUACAGGUGAGGGGAUGUUUCUUCUGAGAGGUUUCUAAAGAUUAUCAAAAGCCUUAGAGCUCAAGGAUGAUUGAAUAGAGAAUACUUUCCAGCUCUCACCAUCCAGGUAACAGUGAAGGCCAGAAUGAUGAAGCUCAGCACUAUGGCAAGCUGCCUCCAGGCCCUGUGAAAGUGCAGAAGACCUGAGAUCAGAUGCACCCCUGUUUCACUGUGGUUGGACCACUCACUCCUGACAGUUGGUUUUCGCGGCUCUGACCAAUCUACCAUGGCAUUCCAAGAUUAACUGUGGUCACUGGGGUAUUAAAAAACCCUGGGCAAAGUACCAAAGGUUAUCUGGAUAGAAAAGCCCUGUGGGGGAGGCAAAGAUUUAGGGGGUCUUACUACAGCUUGGAGUCAGCACCAGUGAAUGGAAGUUAAGAAAAAAAAAGUUCAGCUCAUUAUGAAGAAUUUAUUAGAUAAAACUAUCUGAAGAUGAAGUAGGCAACUCUGUAAACAAAUGGACUUCCCACCAUUUAGAACAUUCAAGCAGAGGCUUCGUGAUCCCUUGAUGGGUAUGUUGUAGAGGUUAUUUCCAGUACUUUUCUUAAAAGUAUGAUAGAACUAGACGAUUUUGAAGAUUCUUUCCAACAGUAGCGUGAAUUAUAUAAAAAUAUAUCCAGUUUUUUAAAAAAGGGGAAAAAAGAUUCACUGAGGAUCUUGUGAAGUCUUGAACUCACUCAAAAUUCCCAAGUACUGCAUCCAGGUCUCCAUGUCUGCACUUUCCCUACCAAUCCUUGGUAAAAGGAGUACCAACUACUCUCUGUGAUCUUGGACCUGGACAAUUUUCUUAAUACAGUGGGGGAUCCAAAGUCUUUUGUGACUCUGGCCACAUCUAGGGACCAAUGAAAUCUAUCUAGUUUUGUCAGAUACAUUUGAUACUCUCUAAAUGUAUUAAAUGAAGCCCAUUAUGAAACCAGUAAACCUCCCUUCUGUAAAACACAACAUAUGACCACAGAUAUUAAAGACGAGUGUAUAUGUUCUUAAAUUCUUGUUUGGGAGAUUAUUCUCUACAGUGGGUGACUUGAAUUUUUUUCCCACUAUUAAUUUUUGUGUGUGGAAAUUUUGCUUAAUGAUCUUCUUUCCCACUUCUGUUUGCUGAGAGAAAACUGUUCUCUUGAAACAACGUCGGUGACCUGAGUUUAGGAGUCAGAUAAGUUUAAAUUGUAAUUCCAAUCCUUCAUAGCUGUCUGAUGGAGAAAGUUACCAAGCUUCCCUAAUUCAUUUUUUCUCAUCUGUAAAGGAAGAUAGUAACAAUAUAUACCUUAUAAGAAUUGUUGUAAGAUUUGAGAAGAAUCUAUUUAAAGUGCCCAAAGCAGGAGGCACCUACUAAUUGUUACAAAUAUAUGUAUGUGUUUUUGUAUAUUUAUUCACAAAACUCAUCUAUACAUGGCCUACUAUAGAGGUCUCUUGUUUUUGUAAGGCUGUCUGGAAAUCCUUCAUUUAGAGAUUCAGUCCUUUAAGAUUAUAGAAAAGUAUCAUUAAGCAAAAUCCAGAUAUUCCUGGGGGAAGUAUUAUGCUUCUGGCUAACAAGUUUUCAGUUAAUUCCUUAUGCUAUACAUAGGAUUAAAACAUGCAAAGCAUGGACUUAUUGUGGCUUGUCACAUAAUGUGAGAUCAUGUUCUUUCUCCUCUUUCAUUUGGGAUCUCAGAUCCCUUGGAAUCCUCAGAGUAGCUGGCUUCUGUAAACAAUUUUCAGUAUUUAAAUAAUCCUAACAGGAACCAUACAUACCCUUUGCCUAACUCCUUGCUAACUGAAAUAUCAGUUUCUUUGCCAGUGGCUAAAAUUACACCUGCUCAGUAAUGCAACCCUAUCACAUGCUGGUGUGACAUUGUUAAGCUUCAUUUGUAUCUUAUUCUUUUAUUAGAAUAAUCAUGAAUCAAUUAUUACUAAAUGCAGUUUAGCAGACUGCUAAAUAUUUAGCAGAAUAUUUCACAGUGUCAGCUCCAUGAGGAAGAGUAGAAAGAGCAGUAGCAGGGAAAAAACUGGGAUCAACUGCAUUUUGAGAAUCCAUCCUACAGUUACCCGAGAAAGCGUUUAAGGAAGGGGGAAGACAGACUACUGCCUAAAAGGAGUGUGGGUGAGACAUGAGAGUCGUGAAACGAGAAUGGCCAAAGGAUACAUCAGAAAGAAACUCAUGACUAUCUUGCUGACCUCUACAGAUCUUGUCUCACUUGAAAUCUUAGAAAUGUGUUCCCUUUUCAGUGGUGAAGGUGAAAGUCACAGCUGUGUGCUCUGUUACCGCAUGGCCUAUCCAGUCCUCGGGAUUCUCCAGGCCAGGAUACUGGAGUGGGUAACCAUUCCCUUCUCCAGGGGAUCUUCCCAACCC
Molecule: messenger RNA, 6338 nt
Organism: Odocoileus virginianus texanus
Lineage: Eukaryota; Metazoa; Chordata; Mammalia; Artiodactyla; Cervidae
Gene: STOX1
Product: storkhead box 1
Biological process (GO): regulation of transcription by RNA polymerase II
Cellular component (GO): cytoplasm; nucleus
Molecular function (GO): RNA polymerase II transcription regulatory region sequence-specific DNA binding
Source: RefSeq, a predicted model, not a curated record